This is a messenger RNA of Acipenser ruthenus (sterlet), 5269 nucleotides long. It is a transcript of the gene cnih3, whose product is annotated as cornichon family AMPA receptor auxiliary protein 3. Bases 293 to 775 code for a protein of 160 amino acids. Lineage: Eukaryota; Metazoa; Chordata; Actinopteri; Acipenseriformes; Acipenseridae. Gene Ontology annotation, cellular component: synapse; dendrite. The transcript is spliced from 6 exons. The record is from RefSeq and is a predicted model, not a curated record. Gene Ontology annotation, biological process: regulation of AMPA receptor activity; vesicle-mediated transport.
UCUGCCUUUUGUGCGCACAAGUUUAUUCUGCGUUUUGUUCUCAUAAUGUCUUUUUAAUUUGCUGGUCUAUAUCGAUAAUUUAAAAACGGUAUUUGAAUGCAAUUACAUGUCAAGAAUAUCAAAAUAAUACCAUAAAGUUCCAUACCUAUGAACCUUGUUGCACAAGUUGAUGGAAUGUAAGGACUGUAAGGACUGCUAAUUCUGGAUCUGAAUCCUUAGUUUUUGUUUUCUGUCUUCUCUCCUGAAGUAAUUUUGGAUUUGCCACCUAUUAUCCUUUUAAUUACACUGGACCAUGGCGUUUACUUUUGCUGCCUUUUGCUAUAUGCUUUCCUUGGUUCUGUGUGCCUCGCUGGUAUUCUUUGCAAUUUGGCACAUAAUUGCGUUUGAUGAACUCCUAACAGAUUUCAAGAACCCAAUUGAUCAGGGCAAUCCAAUUCAUGCGAGGGAGAGACUGAAAAACAUUGAGAGGAUCUGCUUUUUGCUGAGAAAGCUGGUUCUACCAGAGUACUCCAUCCAUGUCCUUUUCUGUAUAAUGUUCCUGUGUGCCCAGGAAUGGUUGACUGUUGGCCUGAAUGUUCCCCUACUAUUCUACAACAUAUGGAGGUAUUUCCAAAGCCCCACAGACAGCACUGAGUUAUUGUAUGAUCCUGCUUCAGUGAUGAAUGGGGACACUCUGAAAUUUUGUCAAAAAGAAGCCUGGUGCAAGCUGGGUUUUUAUUUACUAUCAUUCUUCUACUAUCUCUACUGUAUGAUAUACACAUUGGUAAGUUCCUAACCAGACGGCAACAGGAAAAAGCUGGAAAAUGGAGAACCCCUUAAAUCAACAUUGCCUUCAGGUGGAAUUAAAUAAAAAAAAUAAAAAAACAGAUGGUGAACCAGUCUUGAAAAAAAUUGACAUCUGAAGAAAAUAAAACCUGGAGGUUCUGGCUGGAGUUUAGUGCUGGGAAACCAGUCCAGCAACUGUGGACUGCGCAUUUGGUCAUGUUUUGUCAAUGUAUGUACAGCUUUUUGUGUUCACAGUACAGAGCUGAAAAUACUAUCCCAUUUGACAAUGUAUCUGUUUCUGUCCAUGCCUCUGUCUGUGACUUCUGGAUUCUCAGUUGCCCAGGUAAUGGCAAUGAUCUUAAAUAAGAGUGUCAGACAACAUUUAGGCCAAGAUUGCAUACUUGCAACAAUGUUUACCACUACUAUAUAUUUUAAAACUGAUGUUGUCAAAAUAUAUUUUCCAAGGCAUUCAAUAUAAGAAUAGCAACAGAGGCAUCAAGCCAGAUGACCAGACUUCAGGUCUAGUAAACAUCACUUUUUUAAUGUAUAGCUGUGUUUUUAACUUUAUAUUCAGCUCAUACAGUGAAUACACAAUAAGCAGCUCCUGUGAAAUGUAUGUUUUUGAUACUACUGUAAAAAAAAGUUCUAAUGAUGUUGUAUUAAUGUCAGUAUGGAUGGAAACUAUUUAACUCAAUGUGCAUUGUACAAUAUUAAUAUUUUUAGGUGAUGCUCAGCAAGCAAAGUACAUAUUCAUAAAAAUAAUAAUAAAUUGCCAGCCAUCUGGACUCAAACAUGGAGUAAAUAUUUAAACAAGGUGCCAUUGCUGAUGUAUCCAUUUAUGAUUUCAGUCAGUCUUGCAUUAAAUAACCACCUUUUUUAUAAUACAAAAUAUUACAAAUUUCCAAAAGCAUAGAACCCAAACAAUGGUUGAAGAAUGGUUGAAGAAAAAGUAGAAUAUUAAAAAAUGGUUGGGGCACAACCUCUUCCUUUGGAGCCUUACGGUGCUGCCUGCUAAAAAACAAAGAAUAAAAUAAUAAAUCCAUGCGAUGUGUUCAACCAGGUGAACAAAAAAUAUUAGGCAGAGGAGCAUCGUAUACUCUCCCUCAAAGGAAAGAGAGGCUGAGAAAUUUGCAAGAAAUCCCUAUUAGCUAAAAAUGUGUCACCUUCAUCCCAUUGGACAAAAAACAGUUGUCAAAAACAAAAAUAAUAAAAAAUAUAUAUGUAAAUUAGGACUGUCAAUUAGUCUCACUUCUGCGAUUAAUGUGUUCAUUUUUUUAACGCACGUUAAUCUCACUCCUGUUUUGUCCCUCUUAGCAUACCAUAAUUGAUUUUCUGCAGCACCAUUUUAGUGUAUGCCAGGAUUGAAUAAGUGUCGUUAACAUUUGAAUAUAAAAUUAGCCACAGAACCGCAUUAUGUAGCAAAGCACACCAAACAACCUCUGAUAUGAGCUGUGAUUGUCUGAACGUGUCGGCAGACAGCAAGAGCAAGCCCCGAUUUCCUCGAUGGAAGUGGGCGAGGCUGAGGGGAAUGAUUGACACUUUGUGCUUGCACAGUUCAAAUGAAACAUAUUUAAAUAAACUGUGGCGCAAAAGUACACAGCUCAAAUAAAAAACUUCCGCACCUAGGGUAAAUUGAAUUUAAAUUUAAGGUAUGCUGUUUUGAUGUUAAUAGAUUUGUUUUUUGUUAAUAGGUUUGCAUUAAAUUUACUUUUUGUUACUUUCACCUCUCAUACUUGACAGCCUAAUGUAAAUACAUACACAAUUAUGGCCACCUACACCACCUCACACAUUUUAUUGAAUGUGCAAUACAUAUCAAAAUUAUAACCCCCCCCCCCCCAAAAAAAAAAAUGAUAUCACAUAAUAUGAUAUCUCAUUUUUUAGUGACCAAAGGUAAUAGAGGGAAGAAAAAAAAAAACUAAAAGGAAAAAAUCUCCGGGGGCCCUAGACCUUCAGCCGCCUGCCCUCCAGGCCUAAUCCCCACCCCCCGCCCCAUGAACCUAGUAUAAUUAUUAGUGAUGGGCACCAAUAUCGAUAUUUUUAUAUGAUAUCUAUAUCGUUCGAUAUCGAAAAUAAUUUCCAUGUCGCGAUAUCGUGGGAUUAAAAAACAAAUUAAUGUACGCUCACAGAGACAUACUUUUUAUUGCUAAUACUAAAAAUACAAAUGCAGUAUAAUGAAGUUUAUUUUAUAUUAAGAUACAACAAACCCUAUACAUACCAGUCAUGGUCAGUCUCGUAGGCAAACACCACAAUGUGGUGUAUUCCCAUAAGACAGCAGCAAGAAAUUUAAUGAACCGGAUACUUUAUUAAAAGAAAACAAGUAACUCAAAGAAGCAUAAGCUCCCUGUAAGGCAGCCAUUUUAUCCAGUUCCUCCUCUAACGCAGUCCCAUGUUCCUAUAUGUAAAACAUCCAGUAGAUGGUGCUAAACUCCUUUUUAGGUAUAAGGUUAAGACACAACACACACUAAAGUAUUAUGUAACCAUUCAUUCCAUUUAGGUACUAAACGCCAUUUGCAUGCUGCAUUAAGCACUAUUGGCCAUCCGUUUUUGCAUUAUUUUGAGAUAUGUGCAUGCAUCAGAGGUUCAUUGUAUUUUGUCUAUAUUUAUUUGAUACUGCAAAUGUGUUAUUAUAUUUCUGUGUUUUGGAAGACUUCGAUAUUAUCGAUAUAGACAAACGUGCAAGAUAUCGAUAUUCAAUUUUCAUAUCAUUGCCCAUAUAACAUAUAUCAAAUAUAACAAAGGAUAUGGUAGGGUUGGAUCCUGGAAUAAAGUAAUUCUUUAGGAUGCUGGUUCCAUUGUUGUUGGGCAACGAGAAUGUCUUUAAUAUUUUUACUUAUGUAGAUCUCAUAAGCAUCUGAAGAUCACCGACCAAACUUUUGUACAGGAAUGUUCGCUGAGCAGCUGUGGUUGUAGCUCUAACCCUGAAAGCAUGGCACAAAUAGUUUGAUGAAGAAAGGCCGCCUUUUUGGAGAUCUUGGAGUCAAAAUUAGUGCUAGCAAUGUGAACAGUUUCUCCUUCCCUUAAUUUAUCAGAUUUACUUUGUUUAAGAAAGAUAGAAAACACCCCUUGAACAGCAGCAGGCCCUUGCUAGUUAGCUAGAGGGAGCAGAAAGGGGCAAAUACAAUUACAUGCUUUGAAUGUACAGAAUAUGUGACCUGAGAUUGAAGUUUGAGGUCUAUAUGAACUGCAGCAGGAUACUAGAAGCAGAAAGGGCAAUUAAUACAAUACAAUACAAUAUUUUCGUAUAUAUAACUGAACAUUAUAUUUUAAAUUAAAUACUGGUAACACCUAAAUUACAUAAAUGAAUCAACGUCAAAGAUUCAGAUACACUAUAAAUAGGGCUUUUGAUUUUUGGUUCCCUUUCAAUUCGAAGAUGACCGCCUGUGACAGGGUGGCUCGGCGGUGACGUCACGGCAGAAGCAGGAACGUAAAUAAACUGACACCAGGGACUGCAGUUAAAGUAAGAAAAACGCGGCUGGCCGCCGUUUUUAUUCCAAUACAAAAAAUAAAUAAAAUAUUUUUAACAAAAAGAAACUUGCUCACAGAGCGAAAAAUAAAUAUGUAAACAAAACAAGUCUCGAACACAAAAGUAAAUAAUAAUACAGGUUAGGCUGGGCUGUAGCCUUCACUGUUCCUGUAUCUGUUUUUAAUUUUAGUUUUCACUCUCUCUCGUUCCUGUCGCUUUCUCCGCUCCUAAAACACCCACCCCGAGGGCCGAGAGCUGCAGGCUUUUAUAUUAGUGACCGAGGGAUUACCUGUCUAUUAUUUAAUAAUCCCCCGGUCACAUUCUGCACGGGUGUUCUAAUUAUUCCUGGCAGAGGACGAGCACCAAUCUCGCCUCUGCCAGAAUACGUUUACAUAAAACAAAACAAUAACAAAACCCACGGCGCUCGCCGUCAUUUAAAAUACAUAACUAAACACAGAAAUAAUUACAGAAUACACGGCGCCUCGCCGUCAUAAAUAAUAAAUACAUAAACAAACACAAAAUAACACAGGGGCGGAUGGGGAACCCCCGUUCUGAAAAUAAAUAAACAAAUGAAUGUCCAGGGCACCUCGCCCUGUUACACCGCCAAAUUGAAUACUUUUGGGAUAUGCCGAUAGGCCCUUCCGCGGAGUGACAUCCUCGGUCCCGCCUCACCGAGGUAAUAAAAAGUCACUGAGCGGAGAAUCAGUCUCUUUUACCUUUCACAGACAGGUAGGUAAAGUGAUGAGUAUUACAUUAACCCUUUUUUCCAGUUGCGAUUGACACUUUAGAGCUCCUUCUUUGAGUUUUUGUGAGUUCCCUUGCAAUUAAUUGCUGGAAGUAGGCUUGUUUCGUUUAAAAAAAAAAAAAAAACUUUCUUCAUCAGCCUACAUCGCUCAGCGAUUGUAGCCUGCUUCCUAACCUCUGCAGCUUGCUGCACGUACCUUCUGUUUUUUCCUCUGCUCUUUGCAGGUGUAAAAAAAAAAAAAAGGAGAGACGAGAGACACGACUCUCCAGCGAGUCCAGCCUCGCUCUGCAGCCGCU